Molecule: messenger RNA, 777 nt
Organism: Macrosiphum euphorbiae (potato aphid)
Lineage: Eukaryota; Metazoa; Arthropoda; Insecta; Hemiptera; Aphididae
Source: the annotation of a GenBank genome assembly
AUGGGCGGUGCCAGUGACAUGGACCUUUCAAAUAAUGUCUCUCAACUCUCUAGUAUCACUAUGGAUCCCAACCGGAUACCGAAAUAUAACGGGCAGCUCACUCCGGUACCCCCUGCAGACUUUUUGGACAAAUUUGAUCACUACUUCUUAAUACAUAACGCCCCUGAUCAGGUUAAGAUUAAUUUUGUCAGUGAUAACUUCACCGGGAAAGCGUUAUUGUGGUAUACUACCCUGUUACCUCCCCCUCUAAUAUAUACUGAGUUUGUUACAUUGUUCCGUGACUAUUUCUGGUCUCCCAGCCUUCAACGGCAGAUUCGAAAUGAGUUGUAUCGUUACUACCAUCAUGAAGAUCCCUCCACUCUGUCCGAACACGCCAAGGACUGGAUAAACCGUGCCCGACAUUUGCAGCCCCCGAUAGAACAAGUGGAAAUGGUUGACCAAAUUAGAUCCCACUUUUCCUACCAUCUCUCUCUUGCGCUCCGAGGUCUCAGGAUUCUCACAACGAACGUCUUAGUCAAAGAACUGACAUAUCUUCAACGUUCAAACGGCCCCUCAACUACUUCGAAUACUCACAAUCAUAACAAUUCAGAUUCUCAUUCUCAACAACCGAAUUCAUACAACAACUCUUCAUGCCCUUCUCGUCAAAAUAAUAACCCUCCUCGUCCAAAUAAUUACCCUUCUCGUCAAAACAAUUACCAUAGGCCCCAAUAUCAUCAACCUCCGAAUCAAGCUCCCUCUCAACAACCCGACCAGGUAACACCGCCUACGGAAAACUAG